AUGGGGCGGCCGGCCGCCAGCCUGGCCCCGCUCCGGCUGCUGCUGCUCCUGGCGCUGGGACACGCCUGGACCUACCGGGAGGAGCCGCAGGACGGCGACAGGGAAGUUUGCUCCGAGAACAAAAUCGCCACCACCCGGUACCCCUGCCUGAAACCCACGGGAGAGCUCACCACCUGCUUCAGGAAAAAAUGCUGUAAGGGUUAUAAGUUUGUUCUUGGACAGUGCAUCCCUGAAGACUACGAUGUCUGUGCCGAAGCUCCCUGUGAACAGCAGUGCACAGAUAACUUUGGGCGAGUCUUGUGCACUUGCUAUCCCGGAUACCGCUACGAUCGGGAGAGGCACAGGAACAGAGAGAAGCCUUAUUGCCUGGAUAUCGAUGAGUGUGCCACGAGCAACGGGACUCUGUGCUCUCAGAUCUGUGUCAACACUGUGGGCAGCUACAGGUGCGAGUGUCAUGAAGGCUAUGUCCGGGAAGAGGAUGGCAGGACAUGCACCAAAGGAGAUAAAGCUGGGCUUCCUGAGAAAUCUGAAAAUGUGGCAAAACCAGGGACAUGCUGUGCCUCUUGUAAAGAAUUCCAUCAAAUAAAGCAGACAGUUUUACAGCUGAAGCAAAAGGUUGCUUUGCUACCAAAUAACGCUGCUGAUCUUAGCAAGCAAAUCACUGGUGAAAAGGUGCUUGCCUCUAAUGCAUACAUCCCUGGCCCCCCAGGCCAGCCUGGCCAACCAGGCCCUCCAGGGGCUCCAGGACCUAAAGGGAGUCAAGGAGCUCCUGGAUUACCUGGACCUCCUGGGCAGCCAGGCCCUCGUGGAUCAAUGGGACCUAUGGGCCCAUCUCCAGAUAUAUCACACAUCAAGCAGGGCAGACGGGGCCCCGUGGGCCCACCUGGAGCCCCAGGGAGAGAUGGUAGCAAGGGGGAGCGAGGAGCACCAGGACCAAAGGGGAUACCUGGCCCGCCGGGUUCAUUUGAUUUCCUAUUGCUGAUGAUGGCAGACAUCAGAAACGACAUCGCUGAGCUGCAAGAGAGAGUGUUUGGACACAGGACUCAUUCAUCUACAGAAGAGUUUCCAUUACCUCAGGAAUUCACAAACUAUCAUGACACAGUAGAUUUUGGAUCCGGAGAAGACUACAAACCACGGGCAACAUCCAGAAAUGCCAGGAUACAGAAGGCAGACCAUCCUUAGCUAUUCCUACUGAAAAACAAAGCCUCUUUAGAAUUCUUCAAUAUAAAAAAAUGCACUGACAAUUCCCAUUUUUCUUUCUGCUUUUCCUGAACCAUGCUGCCUGUACUGUAGCUUUCCUGGUUCAUGGUAGCCUCCUUGCAAAAAUUCCAUAAUGCCAAGCCUGCACUGUGCAUUGUACCUAGACUAUCAAAAAAAUCUUCUUAGCAUAUAUGAUUAAGGCAUGCUCUAGCUAAUAACACAGACCACAGCAUUCCAUCUGCCUACCUUGCAUUCUAUGUCCAAAUGACCCAGUACACAAAUUUUGCCAGGGAGAGAGGGUUAGCUGAACAUCGUCCCUGAAUGAUGUUUAUAAUGAACACCUUGGUCCACAGUUACCUUAUGAAUGCAAAUAAAUUAUACCACUGAACUCAAGUCUCCAGCUACUGUCCCCAAGCUUAGGAGAGUGUGAGAAGUGGAUCCCUGUUUGACAGCAGAGGCCAUCUGUGAGACUUGUCCUCUACUAUGCCUCAUCAAGGUAGAAAAAGGCAAAAAAAAAGUACAUUGAAGGGUUAAACAAGGGUGCUGCUGCUUGAUCGGGAAAGUAUUUGGCUUUGUGUUGCUAGAGUAUUGUUCUGAGACAGUCAAAAGAUGUAUGUGUCCCAAACGACUUUAGGACACACACAAACACUACUUUUUCUUUACCAUUGUCCCACUGUUCAGUGUGAAGGCCAGUUUGCUUUCUCAACAGAUUCAUGUUGGACACAUUACACAAAGAUAAGCAAGAUAAAGGGGAUGUUUAAAGCAGGAAACCAAAUCAAAGUGAAUCAAGCAGGCUUAUUGCCAAGAGCUAAAUAUACCCCAGCCUUGCAGAAAGAGUCAAGUUCUGACCUUCUGCAGGUGCAUGUCUUCCUUGGUGAAAUUCUGAAGUCUGAGUGAAAUCAAGACCAGAGAGAGGCCUCAUGUUUGCAAAGAGCUUCCACCUGUUUUGUUCCUCUGCUGCAUGAGACCAACCUUAAUGGCUUUCACCAAACUGGAAGACAGAGGGGCAGCGAGUUUGGCUGGGUGUAUGAGAAGUGUGAGUAGGUGCAGGAGUGCACAUGAUGAAACAUUUCAACUGGUACGAGGAUGGCUAAGGUGAGGUACUGCACAUGGGGUCCUAUACUUGUGAAUGGGGAUAAAAGGGAGUGCCCUUUAUUUACACUGGAAAAUUGGAUGCACAAGUUAUACCAUACCUCAUGGAUGAUGUAUGUUGCCAUUUCUUUUGGAUCACCACAGCUGCUGAGGACUUUGCCAUGCUUAGAAUAUAAAGGAGUAUAUUAAGCACAAAAUUUCAAUGUUGUGUCUGUGUAGCUGCUACUUCUACAGUAUGUUUAGUGUUCAGUAGAGUCCAUGUCACAAAUGCAAAGAAAACGUUGUUACUUUGCUGUGUUUUUCAGGGCUUGCAUGUUCCAGUAGAAUACAUGCAGGUAAAAAUAUAAGAAGCACCUUUUCAGAUAAUACGUAAAGUUUUGGAUUCCCUUCCAUAUUCUCUGGGCCAAAAAAUAGUUGGUGUAAUCCUGACAGCAUCAGGAUUACAUGCUGGUCGUGCUGCAUAAACAGCUGGCUGUCUAGACUUUUCCAUAACUUCUGUGUAUUGUCUUAAGAGGAUGUGUUCAUUCCUAUAGCCAUUUCCCAACAUCUCACUGCCACUAAGCCACAAGCCAGGGCAUUAGCUUUUAAGAACAUGAGUGAGUGUUCUGUAUUUCUUUUCAUGUUAUAUCUGUAUCCAUAUUUACAAAGCAAUGCCUAAGUUGUGGGGAUAGCUGAAAAAAAUUAUAUCAAUCUAACUCUGUGGCCCUUGGGCUUCUCCUCUUUCUGGGAGAAGCUCUGCCAGCAGCUGCAGAUCCAAGUAAUCUUGUGAAUCAUAUAAUAAGAGAGACUUGAGAAAGGUACCUGUGUCCAGAAGAGGGAUGAUCUUAUAUGCAGCAGGCUGGAAAAAACCUCAAAGAUAACUUGAACUGAGGCAUUUGUGUCUUAUUUUCUUAAUUUCAAGCAGGCAACUGAGUAUAAAUUACAUCAUUUAUGAAUAUGCAAUUUUAAUUAAAUUGUUUAAAUUUCAAAUGUUGUAUUUUUAAAUCUAGCCAAUUAUAGAACCCUUGCAUAUGCUUACCACUGCACCCUGCUGGAUCGGGCUGAUUCCCACUAGAAAAUUAGUAGCUGCAGGUUUUUGACCAUCAGAUACUGAAUGAUCUAACUUAUGUUAAUGAGUCACUUCCUACAUAUAAACUAAAUUCUAUAGCCUGCUGCCCACAAGGUGACGUAUUCUAAAAAAGGCACUUAUUUCAGUUCUGAGUUCUGCUUUUCCAAAUAGAGGCACACACAAAAUGAGAAGUUCCCGCAGUCUGACCAUCAAAUUCAGGGAAAGGUGACAACUGCCCUGCUGUGUAAAAGUUCCUGGGGAAGAGCUAUUGUGAGACUGGACCAAAAAAGCAGAUAAAAUACAUAUUUCACUGUAAGUACAGCAAGUUGUCCUACAGAUUCAUAAAUAUAAGCAUAGCACAUGUUUACAUGCCUUUCUGAAUGGAAACCUCAAUGACUUCCCUUUCUGGAGCUGACAUCAUUGGCUUUCACAGUACUUUAAAAAAAGAUGACAGAAUGUGUUCCUUGGGUUUGCCCUUGUCCUUACCCUCCUCUGUACAGAUUUCCUGCCUCAAAACUCUUUGAGUCACAGCAGCAAGGAGGGGACACUAUGGCAAAGACCACCCGACAUAACAUGGGAAUUCCUGCAGCAGGGAGAGUCCCUCCGAGCACAGCUGGCUGGGAAGGGUCAGCCUUUGGUCUGCAUGCAGCUAAGAUCUUUUUAUGGAACUUUCUCAUUUCUGAUUACCUGUGUGAUAACUCAUAAAACAUUGUAUCAGCAACAUUUCAUUCAGAUUUUGGGGUAAGCACAUAAAGACUCAGAAAAGAGUCAUUUUCUUCAGCAUACCAAAUGUUUCAUAAAGCCAGAGCAGAGUAAUAAUUUCCAAUCUUAAGUUUUGUUAGUGGUAGCCAGAGAAGUCAUUACCUUGCAAAUUAUUUAUUACUCUGUAGCUUCAAAAAUAACAAACUCUCCCAAGAAUCCAAAACAAGAAACUUCUACAUUCACGGCUAGUCUCAUUACCAGGCUCAUGCACAUGACAACUUUGUUUCAUAUAAAUGGUAUGUAUAAUUUUAUUAGAAAGAAAUAUUAUUUUGAUGUUAAGACAUCAAAUUAUAAGCAGAAGGAUAAUAAAGAAUUUGUUAUUUUAUUGAUAUUAGAAAUAUAUUUAAUGGGAACAUUUGCAAGAGUGUAGUGAUGAGAAAAUUCUGAUUGUUAAUGGGUUUAACAAAAUCAUGAAUCCUGAAAAAUAUUUUCUUUCAACACUGUCAAGUACAUAAAGGUUUAGACUCUCUUGCAAAGCUGUAGUUUUGACACACAAGAAUUCCUAUAUAAUCAGGCUAAAAUAGGAAAAGGAGAGGAAAAUUGAUUGUAAAUUGAAUUAGGGUAAUGCCUGGAGUUACUGCUAGCAUCACAGCUUGCAUAGCCUUCUGCCUAGAAGUAUUUUGGAGUUAAUGUACUAAGUCCCAGAGCAGCAACAAAAGGUGGGGUGGGGUCCAAUUCUCUGUUAAUUUCACAUUUUUAAAGAAUUGAUAUGUUUGUUCCUUUUACACAUUCCAAUAACUAUACUGUUCACUUUAUUUAUAUAUGAAAUACUAAAAUGUGUAUAAGAUGACUGUGAUUUUAUGAUGUAUUCAUAAUAACAAAGAUAUUUUUUCUUA
Messenger RNA from Sturnus vulgaris (Common starling), 4938 nucleotides. RefSeq names its product collagen and calcium binding EGF domains 1 (gene CCBE1). Gene Ontology annotation, molecular function: calcium ion binding. The record is from RefSeq and is a predicted model, not a curated record. NCBI's taxonomy places the organism in Eukaryota, Metazoa, Chordata, Aves, Passeriformes, Sturnidae.